GCCAGGUUCCGGUCAGGCCGGAAGCACGUGGCCCCCCACCCCGGGCGGUUGCCGGGCGACGGGGCUGUUUACCAGCUGGACGCAGGCAGCCGGGCGCAGGCGGAUGGAGUGCAGAGGGGCCCUGAGAAGCAAUGGCCACAGAAGGCCCUGUGACCAUAGCACCACCAGAACGCAUCCCUCUUAACACAGCAGCUGAGAGCUCAUCUGCUUUCAUCUGGAAGCCAAACUCACUGAAAAUGCAUGUCAUCAGGCCCAAGUCUGCCAAAGGCCGCAAGCGGCCCAGUCUGCACAAACCCCAGGGCACACAGUCAGGCUCUCACUGCGGACCUUCCUCUCCACCACCAGCCAGUUCCUCGGAGUCACCAAGCAGUCAGAAACCAGGAGCCUGUACACCCACAUCUCCAACGCAGGGAGUCCCAGAUGAGUUCCCCGAGCUACUGCAAGUACCCAUGGGGGCCUCCUCUUCCCUCAACAAGUACCCAGUCCUCCCAUCCAUCAGCAGAAGAGGCCUGAAGGAGGAGGCUUUGGGUACAGUGGGGAGGAAGGCUAGCUCCCUGCAACUAAGCAGCAUUCAGGCUCUUUAUCACGAGGAGGCCUGCACCAUGAAGACAAAGAAAGAAGAUUCUAGAGUUCCAGCUCUUGCCCUAGAGAGGAAGUUUGUCAUCCACACCAAGAGGCAGGGCAGCCCCAGGCCUGGAACCCUGGAGGAACCCUCAGACCAAGAACCCAGGCUGCUGCUUGCUGUCCGAUCGCCAUCAGGCCAGAGGUUCGUGCGUCACUUCCGGCCCACGGAUGACCUCCAGACCGUCCUUACUGUGGCCGAGCAGAAGAAUAGAACCACCUAUCAACACUGCAGCAUCGAGACGAUAGAGGUGCCCAGGAGACGGUUCACAGACCUCACCAAGUCUCUGCAAGAGUGCGGCAUCCCCCACAAGUCAGUGCUGGGCAUCUCUCAGGAAGACGGGGAGGGGAACCCCUGAGCCCACAGGCGCCCACCUGGGGUCCCCGUCUGUGAGCCAAGAGCACACUUGUGUGGCAAGGCCUUCCAUGCAGCCUGGCUCCAAGUGCCGUGUGAGCCUGUGCACCUGUGGCCCUUGGGCCUCAUGUCCACAGUAUGUCCUUGGGGGGUCAGACACAUCUGCACAUGCACCAAG
Molecule: messenger RNA, 1154 nt
Organism: Dipodomys ordii (Ord's kangaroo rat)
Lineage: Eukaryota; Metazoa; Chordata; Mammalia; Rodentia; Heteromyidae
Gene: Ubxn10
Product: UBX domain protein 10
Exons: 2
Coding region: 132-980 (282 amino acids)
Molecular function (GO): protein binding
Source: RefSeq, a predicted model, not a curated record